AUGGGGGAUGGUGCUCAUCUGGCUCCCCGCCAGAUAUGGGCUCAGCCUACGACUACAGCCACAAAGUCGUAUGCCCCCGGCUGUACACCAUUUCUUCUUCCCAGUGAUGGCUUGAUUUAUCUGAAUCGCACGUAUGCAAUGACCCUUACGAACAAUGCCAUAUAUGAGCCGGUAUGCACUGGGACGACUACGCCGACUGCGACGAACCAUGCGUCCCCGCAACUUGACACCCGCGACCCCUUUUACGCCUCGGUGACCCCACAACUAUACGCUAUCGGAUGUUCAACGGUCGUCAGCUACCUUCUUGUUAUCAUCCUUCUCAUAACUCCCCGUACUUUCUACGUCGGCGGCCCCGGCGGUGGCGCAAACUUCUUGGGGAGCCAUGGCAUGAUCAGCGGUUCGUACAGUGGCAACUCCUCGGUGGUUGGAGUCGGAGGCCGCCCGUGGCUGCAGAAGGUUGCCGCGCUGCUCGUCGCCAUAUCUUUGACCAUCGCGACGGCCAACUCGUUCAAAGUGGCCGAGGAACAGUACAAUCAUGGGUACUCGGACGCCGAAGCGUUGGCGGAAGAAGUGAUCGAUGGCAUGGAGAUUCGAAUUAUUCGAGUGAUAUCCAGCACGUUUCUAUGGCUGGCGCAGGUCCAAACGUUGAUUCGGCUCUUCCCUCGACACAAGGAGAAAAUUAUGAUCAAGUGGGCAGGGUUCGCGUUGAUCGUCUUAGAUACGAUUUUCAGCGCACUGGACAAGUUUCUGGUCCAGACAAACACGACGCGACCACGACUGUACGACGAUGCGAUCCCGGCCCUCAGCUACCUUUUCGAGCUGGCGCUCAACCUACUAUACGCAGCAUGGGUGAUCUUCUACUCGUUAUCGAAACAUCGCUUUGCAUUCUUCCACCCGAAAAUGAGAAACAUCUGCCUGGUGGCUCUGCUCUCCUUAUGCGCGAUUCUCAUCCCGGUGAUUUUCUUUGUUCUGGAUAUUGCGAAACCUGAAAUUGCGGGCUGGGGUACCUAUAUCAGAUGGGUUGGUUCAGCGGCUGCGAGUGUCGUUGUAUGGGAAUGGGUGGAGCGAAUAGAGGCGCUCGAACGCGACGAAAGGAAGGACGGCAUUCUCGGCCGGGAAAUCUUCGACGGGGAUGAAAUGUUGGAGGUGACCCCGUCGGAGGAGGUCGACUGGCCUCGACACAACAAUGGAGGCAACGACAAGGGCGGAGGCACUGGGGCGUCUUCCGGAUGGGGAGGCAUGAUGGGCUUAGCGAACCGGCCGCUACGCACCAGAGUCGGCCUCCAGAAUCCUGGCCGUCAUUGGCCGUCCUAUGCAUCGCCUCGGGAUGGCCUUGCUGCAGACCAUCGCCGCCGAAAACCAGCUCGGCCGACGCCACCCCCUGCCGCUGUCACCCCGGUCAGCAGGGCGAAUACCACGAGCGCGGCCAGCACGAUGUACAACGUUCACUACCAUUCAGUUUCUAGUCCCACGCCACCGGUCGCCAUGCCCAAUAUGGAGGAGGAAGAUGAAAGCGGCAAUCUGGCGGUAAAGGAGAUCGAGGGACAAGAAGGGAGCUCUAGCCAGGACGGACUCUCCGCGGCGGAGCAGGACCGGGAAGAGUCUCCACAGAUUAUCCACACAGACCCGAGAUGGCGGACGAUUCUCAAUCCCUUCAGACGGCGGCGAGCUUCCCUCCCGCGGGAGGUCGCUUCUGCCCAGGCAGAUGAUGAACAGUUUCCACCCCAAGAUGAGCGGGAUUCGCAUGGAGCACCGAACGACGAAGAGCAUGGCACCCGAUCGGGGACGGACCAACUGUUCCCGUUCAAUCGCAAAACAAGGCCCAGCUCUGGACGACAGGGCGCAGAUGCUCCCCUGCCCGUUACCGUUAUUCCUGCACGUCGCCGAGGCCAGCAGACCUGGUCACCGCAGUGGUUUAACGAUUCCAGUAUCCUCGACUCCACCCCCAGCCAGCCCCCGCGUCCGAGGCGUGUAGAUCCCCAUAUGAAGGUGAUCCAGCCGCAGACGCGAACCGCAGCUCCAUGGGCUUCUACCGAUGGCGAUGGGCAGUUUGGCAAUUACGAACUGCGAUAUGAUCCUGAAGCGGCGGCUCUUGUUGGCCAUGAUGGGGGUGACGCGGAGAACCAAUCCACAAGCCAUGAAGCCGAGCAUCCUCCCGGAGAUCCCGAACGGCGGUCGAUCCUUGAUCAAUCACCGACCCAACCGCCACCGCAAGGGCCUGGUUAG
Aspergillus terreus NIH2624 is the source of this 2226-nucleotide messenger RNA. RefSeq names its product PalH/RIM21 family protein. Gene Ontology annotation, cellular component: plasma membrane. Bases 1 to 2226 code for a protein of 741 amino acids. Gene Ontology annotation, biological process: cellular response to pH. The transcript has 2 exons. Lineage: Eukaryota; Fungi; Ascomycota; Eurotiomycetes; Eurotiales; Aspergillaceae. The record is from RefSeq and is a predicted model, not a curated record.